Molecule: messenger RNA, 4347 nt
Organism: Amphiprion ocellaris (clown anemonefish)
Lineage: Eukaryota; Metazoa; Chordata; Actinopteri; Pomacentridae
Product: equilibrative nucleoside transporter 2
Exons: 13
Coding region: 233-1630 (465 amino acids)
Biological process (GO): nucleoside transmembrane transport; thymine transport; adenine transport
Cellular component (GO): basolateral plasma membrane; plasma membrane
Molecular function (GO): nucleoside transmembrane transporter activity
Source: RefSeq, a predicted model, not a curated record
UUUUUGUGGGUGUUGUUUCAACGUGCCGCAGAUGCUAUGGAAGCUGGCGUAUUAAACCACCAUUUAUUCUACUUUCCCACCACGUGUGGUCGACGAAUUUACCGAAGUAGCGAUUCGUGUCGCCGCUGAGCCAUUUCGGACCGUUUGGAAUAACUGAACAUUAUGAGAACACAGUGACAGGAACCAACGUUUUUCUCUUUUUCCUCCUCCUCCAAGAACCUCCUACAUCAGCAUGAAGGGCCGAACUGACGCUCCUCAGGACCGGGGCUGCUUAGUGGGAGUCAUUUUCUUCAUUCUGGGCCUGGGAACACUGCUGCCAUGGAAUUUCUUCAUGACUGCCUCACUGUAUUUCCAAGGUCGCCUAAACACAACAGAAUGGAGCAACGGCACAGUGGUGGUCCGCAAAGAGUACUACUUCAACAACUGGAUGACCCUGCUGUCCCAGCUACCCCUGCUGCUAUUCACCCUGCUCAACUCCUUCCUGUACCAGAGGAUAUCGGAGGCGGUGCGUAUCGCCGGCAGCCUCGUCUUCAUCCUGCUGCUCUUCAUCCUCACAGCAGUGCUGGUCAAAGUGCCCAUGGAGGAGGACCGCUUCUUCUCCGUCACCAUGGCUACUAUCUGGUUCAUUAACUCGUUCGGAGCCGUGCUGCAGGGCAGUCUGUUCGGCCUGGUGGGGCUGCUGCCUCAGAAGUACAGCGCCAUCUUCAUGAGCGGCCAGGGCCUCGCCGGGACCUUCGCUGCCAUCGCCAUGCUGCUCGCCAUCGCCAGUGAUGCAGAUUCUGAGUCGGCAGCUUUGGGUUACUUCAUCACACCUUGCGUGGGGACGUUGGUGACGCUCUUCAGCUACCUGCUGCUGCCACGCCUGGAGUUUGCUCAGUUUUAUCUGAACAAAAGCAGCAAGUACGAGGCAGACACCACGGAUGAUCUGCUGAAAGAGAGAAGCUCUGUGGAAAACGGGAAGCUGAACGGCCACGCUAACGGGUCGGUGACCGGCGGUUCGGCAACGGACGGCGGUGUGGCCGAGACCGAGGUGGAUCCUGAUCAGGACGGGAACAAGCAGGCCUUCCUGUCUCUGGAGCCGGAGGAGAAUCAGCAAACCAAGGCCUCGGUCAUAGAGGUGUUCAAAAAGAUUUGGGUGAUGGCGUUCUGUGUGACGUUCGUGUUCACCGUCACUCUGUCCGUGUUCCCCGCUGUCACUGUAGAUGUCAAAACAUCGUUCCCAGGAAAAUGGGAGCGUUUCUUUAUCUCAGUGUGCUGCUUCUUGAUUUUCAACAUCAAUGACUGGAUUGGUCGCACCGUCACCACAUUGAUACAGUGGCCUCGUAAAGAGUCCCGUCUGUUCCCGGCGCUGGUCGUCUCCAGGGUGGUUUUCAUCCCUCUGCUGAUGCUCUGUAACGUCCAGAGUCGCUCCUUCCUUCCUGUUCUCUUUUCCCACGACGCCGCUUUCACCGCCAUCAUGGCUCUCUUCUCUCUGUCCAGCGGCUACUUCGUCUGUCUGUCCAUGUCCUACGCACCACAGUUAGUGGAGCAGAAGGACGCAGAGACGGCUGGAGCCCUGAUGACCUUCUUCUUGGCCCUGGGUCUGUCCAUAGGAGCCGCCCUGUCCUUCCCCCUCCGGACUCUGGUCUAGACACACACAUACAGAGCUGCAUAGACGCUUGAAUAAUCUCACAAACACCUGAAGGAGGAAGUAUGAUAAGUAGUUUUUCAUCAGUCUGCUCCUUCCGUACGAUCUUCUUGUUUUUACCCCUCGUCUGUCAAUUGAUUUGACAGUUCUGACAAUUACGGCCCGUCGGCUGUAACAAACAGCUCAUGAAGUGGUCUACAAGGACUGACAAUGGGAAAUCCUUUAUGUUACUGUGGAUGGAUGGUUUUUAUACCAGCUUCUAACCUGAAGACAGAAGUUGGACUUUUUAUGUUGACUGUUUUACAUUUUUAGUUUUAUUUAUGUUUAAUUUAGCAUUGUUUAAAGGAAAUCCUCUAGAUAAAGGGAAACCAUAGGAAGAUGGACAUGAUUAAUUUUCAUAUGUUCCUGGACUUGAUUGAUUUUGCCACAGUUAAGCUUUGUUUAUACUCUGGUUGGCUUUUGAUAUGAGAUAGAUUUUUUAAAAAUCUGAUUGAUGGCUUGAAUGAAUGCUUUUUUGUUAGCUUAAUUACAGUAGUUAUUUUAGCUGUAUUUUUCUUGCAAACAUUAUUUAGUAUUUUCUAAUGAAUCUAGUGAAACAGCAGUGUGUUACAGGUGUAGAACAAAGAAAGACUUUGUGGUAAUGUUGUACUGUAACUUACAGAUGGUGGGUUAAUGACCUGCCUGAGGGACAUGGAUCGAUUACUAAACAAGAAAAGUCUCAGGGGACGGGGGCCCUGGGCCAGAGCCUCUAUUUACAUUUUAUGUUCAAAUGCAAAACUAUCACAAAGAGGCAGAAAACAACAAUGAAAAAUGAACUACAAAGAGACACAAAGGAGUACUGGAAAGAAAUGCUGAAAACACAAACACAUACUAGAAAUACGUACUAAAAGUGUGAUGCAAGACAAUGUCAGACUAGUACAGAGACUCAAAACAACUAUGAAGAGUAUUGAAACAAUUACAAAAAGACUUAGAAACAACCACCAAGAGACCUAAAACAAUCACAAAAGCACUCAAAAUAACUACUGAGACUCAAAAUAACUGUUAAGACAAAACGAUUGCAAAGAGACUCGGCUCUACCACACGAAGACUCAAAACUACCAGAGGAAGACUAAGAACUACCACAUGAAGACUCAAAAUUACCACAUGGACACUCAAAACUACCACAGAAAGGCUCAGAGCAACCACAAACGGUUACAAAACACCCACAGAGACUCAAAACAAAUCCAGAAAUAAUGAAAACAAUCACAAAGGCUCCAAACAACCACCGAGAGACUCCAAACAACAACAAAUGGGUACAAAAAUCCACCAACAGGUACAACAAACCCCAGAGACCUAAAACAACCACAUCAAGACACCCAAAACAACCACAAAUGGAUCCAAAAAACCCACAUACAGGUACAAAACAACCACGAAUAGACUCAAAACAACCACAAAGACGUGUAUAGUGAAGUGUCUCUUAUAGGUGGGGGUCUUACUGCUAUGUAGCUUUACCUUUAACGUGUGUCUAGUGGCUGGUUGUCUCAUAACAACUCAGUGCAGUUAGUCUCCUAGUUACCUCUACGAACCUGCAGCACCAGCAAGUAGACUACUACUGCCAUCUACUGGACAAUAAAUGUAGCUUCUUUACAACUUCAUAGUUAAACAUGCUGUGACAGAUAGAGGACAGGACGUUUACAGCAAGCUCUCUUCUACACUCUGGAGUCUAAAGCUCAGACACCAGCUCUUGACACAGGAAGUAGAUUUACUUGAGUUUCUUGGGAUCUUUUACUGCAGCUUACUGGUUGGACGAACCAACAGACUGACGCCUUUUGUUACAUUGAGCCAUUGAUGCACAAUCACGUGUGAAUAUUGGAGUAAUUGUGAAAAACAAAAGUUUAUGUACUGUUGUACAGCUGUUGUUCUGGCCAUUUAACUGUGUCGGAUAGUGUAGGGUUUGUAGACAUUGUAGACCAUUGUGCCAUGCUCCAAUGACUGAUUCUAGCGCACACAUGUACAAAAACGACCAUUAUAGCUCAAGAUCCACAAUAACCAUUAACUCAUAUAGGAAGUGCUGCAUUUAUUCUGUGUUUAAUGUUUUUGUUUUCAACUGAAUCUGUAAAGGAAGAGUUUAAGGAUGUUGAGUUCGUGUAAAUAAGCUUCAAAACAAACCAAGGGCUGAGACUUAAUAUUAAGCAAUAUUAAUAUUUUAUUUUUAUUUAAAAGCGGGACCUCAUUUAUGCAACACAGCAAGGAGUUGUCAUGGCAACUAUGGAUCACAUGUGGUCCUGAAUGGAAAAGGUAGUUGAUGCCGACUAAAUGUUGAACACUGCCGCUUUAUUUGGAAGCUAAAUUUCCCACAUUAAGUCGAUGCAGCAUCAGUGACAUGGAGUGUGGUCUUGUUGUAGUGACUUCAGGACCCUUACACAUGAAACACAUCAAAAAUAUGGACUUCAAAUGAUGAGACUCUCAGGCUGGAUGUACAGGAAGUAGAUACAGGAAUAAUAGGGUUAAAACAUCCAUGUUGUGUUGGGUUAAAUACAAAUCUAUGCUCGUGUUGCCAGUCGUUUUUGGUGCAUCCAUCGCAACAUUUCACCCUGCUGUGUUUUUUUUUUUCCUUCAACCACAUCGUUACUGACUGAUCCAUUGCUGGUUCACUGCAACCCCAGAGGUGCAGUAAAGGGAAUUCAUGCCUGUUCAUAAUGUAUCUGUACAGACUGGGUGUAAAUAAAUGGAUGAACCGA